This is a messenger RNA of Closterium sp. NIES-67, 1841 nucleotides long. NCBI's taxonomy places the organism in Eukaryota, Viridiplantae, Streptophyta, Zygnematophyceae, Desmidiales, Closteriaceae. The record is from the annotation of a GenBank genome assembly.
AUAGCGAGCUUGGGCCAUCAGCAUAAUGAUACGGCUGAAGCGAAAAGGUGCUCCAUCAAAUUUGCCUCCGCCGCUCUUGCCUGGCAAGAAGCCCGUCCACUCCAGCCAGAGCUAUAUUGUCUCGGAUUUCUGGAUUCUAACAAGCCUCAGAACCAUUUCAAUCAGUUGCUAGACUUCGACAACCGUAGGCAAUAGUUUCGUGAGAACACGUAGCAUUCCUAAAAUAGCAUCAGUACUUCUAGGCGCACCGGCAUCAUUCAUACACCACGGCAUAGCGACAGUACGCCAUUCAUCCGAACCCAUUACAGUCGUUGCAAUGGGCACUCCAGUCCUAAGAAGAGUCCUUCAAGCGUGCUGUUUACUGCUCGCCGUCAUUCACGCCGUCCACGCCGCUGACCAUGACUCACCGUUCUCAACCGACCAUGGCGUGACCAACGCCACUCGGCGCAUGGCCCUAGUUGGUCGGCGGCCUCGCUCCGCGUCUCCCCUGGCCGCGCCUCUUGGCUCGGGCUUCUGGUCCGUCAAGGGGAACCAGUUCGUCGACGCGUACGGCCGCGUGGUGCGCUUCUCAGGGCUGAUGUGGUCGGGGUUCGAGUCGGACGUGGCGGUGGUGCAGGGGCUGUGGGCGCGCAGCUACGACUCGCACCUGGACCAGAUGCGCAAGCUCGGCUUCAACACCAUCCGCCUGCCCUUCGCGGGGGACGCGCUCGAGCCCUCCUGCUACCCCAAGAGCAUCGACUACGGCAAAAACCCCGACUUGCAGGGGCUUAACUCGCUCCAAGUGAUGGAUAAGAUCAUCGCGGCGGCCGGGAAGCGAGGCAUGAAGGUUAUAUUGGAUUACCACCAGCACCACCUGCUGUUGAAUAUUCCCACGGAGGGCUUGUGGUACGACCCCACGACGCCUCCGAGGAAGUGGGUGCAACGAUGGGUCAUGCUCGCGAAACGGUACCGUGGUAACCCGACGGUCAUCGGCGCGGACCUGCUGAACGAGCCGCACUUCAACGGGAACACGGCGCCGUUCCCCUCGCCGUACUGGGACGUGGAGGGGAAGUACGAGAACCCGCCACUUAACUUCCGCACCGCCACCAAAAUUGUGGCGGCGGCGAUUCAGCGCGUGAACAAGGACUGGAUCAUCUUCCUGGAGGGCAUGCACAACGACUACUGGUGGGGCGGCAACUGCCGCGUGCUCAUGAAGGCGCCGCUGCGCCUCUCCGUGCCCAACAAGCUCGCGUACACGGCGCACGAGUACGGCCCCUUCGUCUACUUCCAAAAGUUUUUCAACAAGUCCGUCACGCCCAGUUUCCCCAACAACCUGCCCGGGCUGUACAACCACCACUGGGGGUUUAUCCAAAAGAAGGGGUACGCGCCGGUUUGGGUGGGAGAGUUUGGGUCGAAAUUCCCCCCCCCCGAUUCGGAGCUGAACCGCGUGGAGCGGACGGUGUUCCUCGCGCUGAUCAACUACAUGAAGCGGCUCAAGGUGUCGUGGACGUUCGCGUUUUGGGGCCCGCUCAGUAAGGACACUGGGGGGAUUCUUAACGACGACUGGAACAGUGUCAGGCAAGACAAGCUGGAUGCCCUAAAACCCAUCAUGUAUCCUAACUUCGCGUAGGCAUAAGGAUGGCUCAGCUACUACUCCAGUCACGGACUCGAGUGUGCUGCUCUACUGGCGAUAGGUGUGCUGUUGGCAAUGGUAGAUGGAGCUUCUAGAGACCACCUUUUGAGGCGUCAUCCUUAUCAUGUCCUUAUCAAGUCAGCUAACUAAGUGAAUGAUAGAACUCGGUGGGUUGAUUCAUGUUUUAUCCGUUUACUAUUCCGUUUACAACGGAGAAAUGAAGUAGUGG